Bombus impatiens (common eastern bumble bee) is the source of this 1430-nucleotide messenger RNA. RefSeq names its product biogenesis of lysosome-related organelles complex 1 subunit 5. The transcript is spliced from 3 exons. The record is from RefSeq and is a predicted model, not a curated record. Bases 509 to 1180 code for a protein of 223 amino acids. Gene Ontology annotation, biological process: vacuolar proton-transporting V-type ATPase complex assembly. NCBI's taxonomy places the organism in Eukaryota, Metazoa, Arthropoda, Insecta, Hymenoptera, Apidae. Gene Ontology annotation, cellular component: endomembrane system; BLOC-1 complex; transport vesicle.
GAAAAGAGAGAUGAUCGAGAAGUAGAACGACUUUUCAAAAUACUUGAAUAUUCGACGGAUUUGAAAGAAAGUCAACUCGAUCGAACAGAACAACUCGGGGAUUGUCAUUUACCAAGUUUAAAAGCAAAUGUUGAUGUUGCCCUGAGUAUGUGUGAAAGAGUCCUUCAAAGAGAACAAAAUUUUGACAGUGAUAUAGCAUUGCUAGAAAAUAGAGAAAUAAGAAAAUUAGAAUGGGAGAAGUUUGUUAAUGAUAUGAGUGAAAAUUGUGAGAAAGUAAAUCAAACUUUUCAAGAAAAAGAGAAUGAAAUAAAAGAAUUUUAUAUUGAUUUAGAAAGAAAGUUACACAUUACACCAUAAACAUUGUUACGUACCAAUAUUUUACAAAUACAUUUUGUACUUUGUAAUUACAUAUAACAUACAAUAGUACCAAUUUUGGAUUUAAUGUAUAAACACUGACAACAAUAUAUUUCAUUAAUAAUAGAACAGUUGUAUCUAAAAAAAUAUAAGAAUGCCAGUUGAAUCAAUAGAAGAUCCUUCCAUUAAAAUCAAACCAAAUAAGAAAUUAAUAGAAUUCAUCUGCAAAAAUGUGAAGAAGACUAGUAGUACUCCAGCUGCUAUUACUGCUUUAAAAAAGUCAACUAAAGAUAAGCAGAAAGAUAUCUUAUUAAAAUUGGAUGAUCUAAGAUGGUUGAACAAAUACUUAGAAGAAUACAGAACCAAUCACAUGGAAAGUAUUUAUUUACACGAGUUGCUAGAGGAAGAUGAUAUCAGAUUACCAACUCCAAAAGUUACACCAAGAAAUCCUGAGUUGGAAGCUAGAACGCAGAAACUGAAAGCACAACAAAAUGCUAUGAAAUAUAGAGCUAUGACCAAAAAUGUAGAUACUACUACAAAGAAUUUACCAGAGGAUACUAUCUCCUACCAAAUGAAACAAAUAAAUAAACAACUCAUAGCUGUUGCACAGUUUAUAUUUUCUGUACUAGCAGGUUUUGCCUUUGGAUUUGUAGGUCUGGAAUUAAUAGUAGGAACUUUAGACUUUGGAUUUAGAUUGUUAUUAGGUAUAAUUUGUGCAUUAGUUAUUGCCUUGGCUGAAAUUUAUUUCUUAGCAAUUAAAUUAAAUGAAGAUGCAUAUGAUGCUGCUUCAACAGCUCCGCCACAUAAAAAAUUGCAUCAAGAAUAAAAUAUCAUAAAUUAUUGUUAUCAAGACAAAUUCUCUUAAUAUUAAUGUCUUUUUGCAAUAUCUAUAAAUACAAAAUAAAGAAGAAAAUUAUAAUUAUGUGCAAAAUGUAAAAUGGCAUAUAAAAUUCUAUUGUAAUACAGCUAGAAACCCAGCACAGAAAAAUUAAUGCAUUUAUUUUGUAUUAUAUAAUAAGGCAGCAUGAUGCUUUUUGGACUAAUGCAUUUCAAGGUAUAAAUAUAUACUUUACUUC